Messenger RNA from Monascus purpureus, 2700 nucleotides. Lineage: Eukaryota; Fungi; Ascomycota; Eurotiomycetes; Eurotiales; Aspergillaceae. The record is from the annotation of a GenBank genome assembly.
CAGUCUUCCACCACGAGCCCUUACAGCUUGUCUCUCACACAGAAGAGUUGCUACUUGCAGAGACCUGGCCAAGGGUGACCACUGGUCUGUUGCCCGUCCGGACUCCGAAUUAGCGCAUGUUGUGGAUGACGAUUUCAUCGGAAUGGCUCGAGUCCCCAGUCGCGGGGGCCCUAUUGUGAUGGUAGUGGAUUUCCACCACGCAAGGUGAGUAAAGACGAGAAGAAGGAAAGGAAUAGAAGCGGGGUACUCUGCUUGUCUCGAAUCUUUGCGCGUUUUCAUGUCUUGUAUCUUGCUUUCCACAAUUUUUGCCCCAUUCUCACUAAUAACCUAUCCGCUACCACAGGGGCCCCGAAAUCGAGCUUUCCAUCGGCGAUGAAGGAACAGAUCCCGUUGCAGAGAAUGACUGGUCCUUGCUGCCAUUCAUGGCGCUCUCAGAUGGAGCGCACACGUAAGAUCCUACAGCCCUCAGUGACCCUUCAAUGAUACCAUACCGUAUUUGCCGCGCGAAAGCAGAAUCCAUGAGCCAUUGCUCUUCUUUAUGGGCGUUGCUGACGCCGUAUUUUUCUAUCUAGCUCUGUCGAAGAAUUCUCUUAUUUCACCCUCCGCCGUAAAGAAACCCCUACUGAGAAACCAACUUCCCUAUUCGGCGUUUCGUGCUCCAGACAAAUUGAAUCCAGCCUCUUGAAGAAUAGGCCACCUGACGUGACGAGAUCUACGGUACAGAAGGCCGUUGUAGUAGUGACGGAUAACCCACAUAGCCUCGGGCAGUUAAGAGAGAAAUUAUCCAUGGUGACGACAGCAUGGUUUGCACAGCGGGAUUUCCUUGACAUUGAUAUCUUAAAGAAAUUCCGCGAGUCUCUCGUGCACAGCUUGAAGAGCUCCGAGGAGCUGAAACGUGAAUAUUUUGGAUCGUCAUUGCGCGAGAUGAUUCGUAAAUUCAAGUACCAGACUUUGAUUCUGUUUAAGAGUCUACUUCUGCAACCGAAGAUUUUAUUCUUUGGUUCCCGUUGCGAGAAUUUAUGUCUGAUACAAUUUUCACUUAUUUCUCUAAUACCCGGUCUCAUGAACCAUCUCGAGGACUGUGCCGACCCGGCGUUCGACAGCUAUGCUCGGAAUGUUGAAAAGGCGACCUCACUCAAGACAAGCGAGAGAGCUUCAUUACUUGCAUAUAUGGGUCUCCCUUUGCAGAUUUUUGGAAAGGGAAGCAUGUUCGGUCCGUACACGCCUCUGCAGCAGCUGGACCUGCUGGCAGAUCACGGUACAAAAUCAUAUGUCGUUGGCUCGACGAACUCGCUUCUUCUGCAACAGAAGGAUCGCUAUAGUGAUAUCUUGGUGAAUCUUGACGAAGAUACUGUCACUGUCUCAUCCCCAUCUCUCCGGAGCGCUCUAGCUCUCUCGGCGGCGGAUAGGCGCUGGAUUGAUUUCUUGACGCAAGUCGUGAGCGAUACUUGGGAUGAUGCCCAUCCAGAACGACCCAAGACCCACGGAUAUAUGGGAUCCGAGGAGUUCAUCAGACUGCAGUUUGAAGAAUACCUCCUUGCGUUACUAUCCUGUAUGAAGUAUCAUGAUGAGCUUAACUCAUACAAUACGGGCGAAUCGGGUCGUCGAAGCCAGUCGCAAAUUCAGGCGUUCAACAUAGAGGGUGAUCCUGCACUGGAGUUCAACCAGGAGUUUUUGACAAAAUGGAAGGAGACCUCGAACUACGCAUUGUUCCAGCAACUUACAUCAGAUGCCCUCCUUUACUCUAUUGUUGAACCCCGUCAUCCCUGUGCUGGUGGUCUCUCUAUUGAUGAUAUCCAACGGCGGCUGACUCAACAAAUUUCAGAACUGCAUUUGGAUGAUCGCGUACGUGAGGGGCGUGAGGUAUUGAACAAACAUCUCGCAUCGGGUCAGAAGAAAGUUAGCGCUGCGUUUAACAGCUUCUGGGCAGAUAUCGAAGCAAUGCGAGAGGCGCAGCGGAAGAGGAAUGAAGAGAAGGCUGCUCAAUCACAACAGCUAUUGUCGGAUAAAGGAUAUGAGAGCCUAGCUACAUCGGACUCGGCAUCAGCAGCACCUUCGAGCCCAGGUUUGAUGUCUCGGUCGACAAGCCGUAGAGCACCUUCGGUGGAUUUGAGCCAGGCGCAAGCAUCUGUAAGCGCUGUGGGUCAGAAAGCGAGCGCUUACUUCAGCUCAUGGGCUUCAUGGGCUGGAGAGAAGCGAAAGGGAUGGCAAGAUAAGAGGACUGCACCCCCCGUCUCUACACCCCCUGGCACAUCCUCCUCUACCUCUACAUUUGCCAGUGCGGCAGAGGCCAAUAGGUCGGAUGCGGAUUCGCGUCAGGUGACACCACGGCAGAGUGAGGAUUCUGUGCGUCGUUCACAGAGCGUCAGCAGGAAGAAGAGGUGGAGCAACAUAAUUCUGCGAAGAGAAAGCGGUGAUUACGGCUUCCUAAAACGAGCUCAAGACAAUGGCGAAGACGAGAAGCAGUGCCUUCAAACAGACGAGGAAUCAUCUCAUCGGGAGGUCAAGAAUGCAAAUGUGGACGAGCACUUGCAACGAGAACCUCCUGAAGAGCCACCGAUAGAAUCCAAUAAAUAUGCAGAGAAAGCAUCCACUACUGACGAGACGAAAGCCUCUCCCGAAAAGCCAUCCGCAGAACAUCAGCCUAACACUUCUGAGGAACCUUCUCUGGAGACAUCCAAAAGCCCAACCACGGCAUGA